This is a messenger RNA of Pseudoliparis swirei, 1309 nucleotides long. Its product is annotated as probable methyltransferase-like protein 24. Lineage: Eukaryota; Metazoa; Chordata; Actinopteri; Perciformes; Liparidae. The record is from RefSeq and is a predicted model, not a curated record. The transcript is spliced from 5 exons. The coding region runs from base 85 to 1215 and encodes 376 amino acids.
UCCUCUCUUGCCCGACUGGGAAAAAAAGGUUGGAUCCCAGGGCACCGUGCCGGAGAUGUCUCCCGGUGUCGCCAAGGAGGAGGUAUGCGGAGCUGUGCGCUGCGCUGGGGCCGCGGUCGUCUCCCCCUCCCGGUGAUGCUCCUCUUAAUCCCGCCGUUCCUCCUCGCCCUCCAGCUCCUCGUCGUCGGACCACGGUUACCUCGAGCCACCGGGGCGGGGGUGGAGCCGGAGGUGGCCUUUUCCGUUAUCAGCAUCGAACCGGACAGGAACUCACGACAGCGGGGAUCCCCGUCCCGGGGUCCGGGUUUGAAAGAGGAGGAGAAGGAGGAUGAAGAGGUGGAAGAUGGGGAGAGAAGGGAGCUGGCACGAGCGUAUGAGGAUGAGAACGAGAUGCACUCGCGCCAGAUGGAACCCAGAACACUGGAGGUGCAGCCGUGGGCGGCAGACGAGCCAUCCUUCACAGCAGGACUCAAUCGUAUAAUCACCUAUAUUACCAGGCCACAGCUGAACUGCUCCAGGGUUUUGUCUCCAGGUCAGUCUCAGGCAUCACCGCCCCCUGCGGAGUCACCCCCCUGGAUGCUGUGUGCUGAGGACUGGCUCCUCCCAGCUGCAGACAGGCCUUGUGUUGCGUACUCUUUUAGUAUGGAUGGGUCAGAUGCAGAUUUUCUAAAGACUGUGACUGGGCUAGGAUGUGAAGUCCACUGUUUUGAUCCGAGCACCACCAGUGCAUCUGGUGGUCACCGUGGCAACAGUUUGGCCAGCAACCAUGGUGAUGGAGGUGUGGUCAGGCAGCACAAGAUGUGGAUGGAGUGGCGAGCUGCAAGGAAGCACAAGCAGAAGACAAGAGGAAAACUGGGUAGUGUUUCUCAAACACUGGCAGACAUCAUGGCAUCUCUGGGACAUCGCACAGUUCAUUUCCUGUAUGCGGACCUGCUGAGUGGCGAGUGGCGAGUUUUCCAGAACUGGAUUGAGUCGGGAACAGUGCAGAGAUUUCAUCAUCUGGUUGCCCAGGUUCACCUGCAAUGGGCAGGGUUUGAGGUGGGCGGAACCAAUGAGGAAGUGCUCCACUAUUGGUUCAGUGUCCUACAGGGUCUCCAAGCUUCUGGACUCAAGCUGGUCCACAGCUCUGCAGGAGAGGGUCACAGUGUCCUCAAACAGACAGUAGCAAAUGGCCACAGCUCUUACAUACUCAGUUGGGUCAACACAAGGCGAUGAUGACUCAUGAAUGAACACAGGUGUAGACACAUGUACAGACAUUCGUGGAUGGCCUCAAACAAGAAGGAGAAGGUCAAACUAAAAAUGGUUUGAG